This is a messenger RNA of Rhododendron vialii, 1584 nucleotides long. RefSeq lists its product as uncharacterized. The transcript has 8 exons. The record is from RefSeq and is a predicted model, not a curated record. Gene Ontology annotation, molecular function: protein binding. The coding region runs from base 142 to 1236 and encodes 364 amino acids. Lineage: Eukaryota; Viridiplantae; Streptophyta; Magnoliopsida; Ericales; Ericaceae.
CACACACACACACUCACACGCUCGACUUUUCGCGGUCGACGCUCUCUCGUUUUCUGCUGGAUCACAUUUUUCUUCAACUGAUGAUUGCUUGAUUGAUCAAAUUAUUCGUCUAGGGUUUGAAGGUUUUCAAUCGAACUUCACAUGGCAGAGACUUCGAGGUCUCAAUUCACAAUCACUCUGGGCCGUAGUGGUCAGGUUGUGAAAAGAGCAGGAGCAGUGUUAGAUCGAGGUUUUUCUGAUUCUCGGCCAGCGAUUGGAGGCAAGCGAUCGAUUAGAGAUAGGCUGGGAACUGAUGUUGAUGGAUUUCAACUCAACAACAAACGGCAAAGGGGAUAUAGUAAUAAAUUGAACAAUUGGAAUGGUGUAGAAGAUGCACGGCUUGACAAAGAUGACCUCAGAUUCAAACUUAGGCGGAAAAACAAGCUUGGAAGAGAGCAGAAUGAUGUUCAGAUGAAUAAGGUGGAUCGACGUGAAGCGCCUUCAAGAUCAGUUCGGCAUACCACAACAAGUCUAAACUUGCGGCCCCACAUGCCUGAACGAAGACAUGCUAGGGAUCUUGGGCCUGAGCGUAAGGGUGCAAGCAUAUUGAGUCAGAUUCCUUAUACAAGAAGUGCUGAUGCCUUGCCCCGGAUGGACUCAUUGAGAGAUUCUUAUUCAGCUUGGACCCCGAAUAGGGUAAGGAGAAGAUCACCGGAUGUAGUUUUUCGUACUUCUAGGAAUCUCUCCCCACAAAGGAAUGAUGUAGAUAUUACGAGAAGGCCGUUAAUGAGGGCCUAUGAUGAUGAUAGAACACAGUCAUAUAUGAGCAGCGAUAUUCUUGAGCGUGGAAGGUCCUUGGGCACUUCGUCUUAUAUGACAAAACCACCAACUGCUUCUGCACCUUUGAAGUCUUUUGUGCCACCGCUAGCCUUACCGUCCCGACCGAGUGGGAUUGUGCAUAGAAGUUCAUACAUGGGCAAUGAACAUCUUACGGUGGAUGGCUUAUUGUAUUCAUUGGGUUUGGAAAGUUACUCCAUCUCUUUUAAGGCUGAGGAAUUCACUGCAGAUAGGAAUCAUGGGGAAGCUUCCUGGUGUGAAGUAUUCACCAUUUCGGACCUGAGAAGUACCUCUCGCUUGGUGGAUAUGACUGCGCUGAGGCAGAUGGGAGAUAAUGACCUCAAACAGUUGGGAAUACCCAUGGGACCGAGGAAAAAAAUUCUGCUUGCCCUGCUGCCUCGUUCCCAGAGACCGUUGUGAUCAAGUUAUACUUUCGAAGACCUGAGAAUAUUUAUGGGGCAUUAGUGCUGUUACCGCAUGGGAAGACUUUAUUCCAGAAUUUCCACAUCCAGUUGAUCCUGCAUUUCAUUCCAAGUUUGGUCUGGAUCGCUGCUGUUGAUUGGCUUCCAUGUUUGUACUUUCUCAAGUAUAGCUGUAAGGUUUAAUGUUGUUGCAUUGUAAAGAAGUUUUGUAUUCUUUUGAGUUGGGAAGCAUACUGGGAAAAGGAUUAGAGAUUGCAGAUUUCUGUUAACUUAAAUGGUGAAAAACCUAAUAAUUCCGGGUUAGACCCGUUACAAAGUAUGAAUGAAGGGGAAGCUUUUGGUUUUA